AUGGCCAGUAAGGAUGUUAACUACAGGGGAAAAAUGCGUAUGUUUAAUUAUAUGUGUAAUGUGUAUUUACGGUAUUAUGUUAGCAUCUAAAGGUUAUGUUUUAUAGGUUUUUUACUAAAUUGACUUAUAUUAGGUUGUGCAAAUAAUUCUGUGCUUUUUAACCUUGAAGAUUGGCUUUGAAAGAGGUUAAAGAAUUAUUUGAACUACCUAGUAUUUGUUUGUCAUUAUUAUUGAUAAAAGAUCUGAAAACCUUUGAAUUCAAAAUUGACUUUUCAGUAGCCGAAAAGAUCUCAGAAAGCAUUCACGUUGCCGAUCAUGAUCCGUCAAUGGCAUUAUACAGGUUACAAGAACACAUUCAUAAAGUUUCACCGGCUUUGGUCAAUGUAAAGUAUUCAAAUUACAGGGCAAAUGCGGCCAUUCAAAAUUCUUGUUGUGAUUUGGAUUUAUGCAAGGAGUAAGUUAAUUUUAAAAGUUGUUGAGAAAGCAGUUUAGUGUAAAACUUAUUACUGUUAGGUUGUUAACUCUGUGCUCUUUAACCCCAAAAAUGUGCUUAGAGAGGGGGUGCAGGGUUACUUUAACAACUUAAUGAAGAUCAAUACUCUGUGGUCGGUUUUCUUUUUUUGUAAAAUACGGUCUUCUUUUUCAUUUCUGCGUAAUUUUUAUAAUUUUGAAAAAAACAACAGAUAUUUAAAAUAUUAAAUUUUUAUCUUAAAAAUUUUCAAGGAUCACGUUGUUUUUGUUUUCACGCCACCAAUUUUAGAACUUUGGAACAAAUGAACAAAGCCUCGGGGACGUUUGAUCGCGUGCACGACCUACUCAAGAAUGCCAUGUUUUAUAAACAACAACUUAACUAUGAAACAACCAGAGCGGCCGAUAACAAGUCCUAG
Molecule: messenger RNA, 887 nt
Organism: Bursaphelenchus okinawaensis
Lineage: Eukaryota; Metazoa; Nematoda; Chromadorea; Rhabditida; Aphelenchoididae
Source: the annotation of a GenBank genome assembly